UCACUGGCCUGAGAAUCAACCGAAUUAUCAGCCAUUUCAAAAAAAAAAAACUGCAUUAUUAGCAAAAUACAACAAUCAAUUCAAGUUCUUGAGCUGAAAGAUUCACUGUUUGAAUUGCAUUAAGGCUAACCCAUUUGGCAUUCAUGACAGAGUAAAACUGCUGAUGAACAACAAGAAGCUCUAGUGAACUCCAUGUCUUCUAUAAUAUUUUCUCCCCUGGUUCACACAUCAACUACAGUAGCAUCAAGAAUCAAACCCAAACCAAAACAAAAAUUCAUAACUAGUGUUUCACUCGCUGCAGCUCCGAUACAAGCCGGUUUUUCGGACCCCUUUGUUCUCCAACUUGCAGAAUCCCUCGAAGAUUCAGCCCCUCCUUGUUCCUCCCCGUCUCUCCAGAAGCUUAGAGAUUCUUGCUCUGAGUCUCUUCUUUCCAUCCCUUGGCCCUCUCGUAAAGAUGAGCUCUUUCGCUUCACCGACACUUCACUCAUCAAGAAAUCAGAAAUCCAGCCAAUCUCUAAGCCACAGCUUGAUCCCCUAACCAACUUUUCAGAAGAUAUCCAAUCGCCCAAUGUUGUUUUUGUUGAUGGGUAUAUUGUAAAUUCUAUGUCAAAUACAUCAAAUUUGCCUGAUGGAGUUUAUGUAGGUAGCUUGUCAAGUGACUCUGAAGAUAACAUUGCCAAAACGUUAUCCAACUCUUUUGAUGAGUUCCAGUUGGGUGAUUUGUUUUGGUCGAUAAAUGGAUUAGGGGCGCCGGAUGUUGCUGUGAUUUAUGUUCCUGAAGGGGUUAGAGUAGAAACUCCAAUCCAUUUGAGGUAUGUUUCAGUUGUGGGAGGAGAUGAGGGAUCUAACCAGCUUCCAGUUUCAAAUCCAAGGGUGUUAGUGGUGGUCGAGAAGAGAGGAGAGGUUGGCAUAAUUGAGGAGUUCGUUAGCACAGGGAGAGAAAAUAAAUCUUACUGGACAAAUGCAGUUUUGGAAGUUAUGAUUCAAGAAGGAGCAAAAGUUGAGCAUUCUUAUAUUCAAAAUCAGUCCUUGAAUUCUGCUCAUACCAAGUGGACAUCAGUUCAACAGAAAUCAGCUAGUACUUAUGCACUUGCUGAAGUAAGCACUGGUGGAAAAUUGAGCCGGCACAAUCUCCAUGUGCAGCAACUGGGUCCAGAUACAGCUACAGAAGUAUCAACAUUUCAUUUAUGUGUCGGUGCUCAAACACAAGAUCUACAUAGCAGACUAGUAUUCGAUCAUCCAAGGGCUUACUCUCGACAGCUUCACAAGUGCAUUGUUGCCGAUUCACAAGGCCAAGCUGUCUUCGAUGGGAAUGUAAAGGUCAACAGAUUAGCGCAGCAGACUGAUGCCGGACAAUUAACAAGGUGUCUUCUGCUGGAACCACGUGCAACCGUGAAUGUCAAACCCAAUCUGCAAAUUAUAGCAGAUGAUGUAAAGUGCUCCCAUGGAGCUGCUAUAAGUGAUCUAGAAGAAAGUCAGCUUUUUUACCUUCAGGCCCGUGGUAUCGAUUUAGAGACGGCUAGAAAAGCUCUUGUAUUUUCCUUUGGAGCUGAAGUGAUCGAAAAAUGUCCUUACUCUUUCGUCAGAAAGCAAGCUGAGACUCUAGUCAAGGAGUCGCUGAGUUCUACCGGUAAACUAUCCUUAUAGGUUAUAUUGAACCGUCAGAUGGAUGUUCUCGAGAUACUCGUAUUUGGUCGAAAGAUUUUGCAAGAAAAAUCUUUAUUAGCCAUUGAGCUGUUGUAAAUUUUGUCUCCAUUAAAAGUGUACCAUGCUUAUGAACUCGUUGAAUUUAUGAACAAAACAAGAAAUAAAAUCAAGAAAUUUCAGAA
Molecule: messenger RNA, 1829 nt
Organism: Mercurialis annua (annual mercury)
Lineage: Eukaryota; Viridiplantae; Streptophyta; Magnoliopsida; Malpighiales; Euphorbiaceae
Product: protein ABCI7, chloroplastic
Exons: 4
Coding region: 193-1647 (484 amino acids)
Biological process (GO): iron-sulfur cluster assembly
Source: RefSeq, a predicted model, not a curated record